Molecule: messenger RNA, 1572 nt
Organism: Aspergillus nidulans FGSC A4
Lineage: Eukaryota; Fungi; Ascomycota; Eurotiomycetes; Eurotiales; Aspergillaceae
Exons: 6
Coding region: 1-1572 (523 amino acids)
Biological process (GO): regulation of DNA-templated transcription
Molecular function (GO): DNA-binding transcription factor activity; sequence-specific DNA binding
Source: RefSeq, a predicted model, not a curated record
AUGAGCAGUCUCGCUGAUUUUCCAUCAAGAAAUACGGUCGCGUCUGGUGCUACGGGUGCGCCUGGUAGGAUACGGAAGCUUCCUGUUCUCUCGUCAUCUGUCCCGUCCGGCACAUUGACGACUAAACCGAUGGAGGUCACUCCGCCUCCUUCGGCUGCCGCUAAGAGCGCCCAUCACAGUACCCCGGAUAGUGAUCGAGCGGGCGCAAAUACCACGACGACAUCCAAUGGCUCGCCAGACUCAGGGAACCCGAACAAUCAUGCGACGCACGGCCAGGCUAUUGGUGCCGCCGCUGCAGCCCAACAACCCAAGGUCGUGCAAACAGCCUUCAUCCAUAAGCUUUACAACACCAACGACAGCUUUGUCAUGUCUCCUACAUCGGAAUUUUCCAAAGUCCUCGCUCAAUAUUUUAAACACACCAACAUUUCAUCCUUUGUGAGACAACUGAAUAUGUAUGGUUUCCAUAAAGGUAGACCGUUUCCUGGCCGCAUAAUCGCUCUUAAUAACGUCGGUGACAGCCACAAAACCGCCGCCUCACAACCCGGCACACCAGCGGAGCCUGCCCCCGAUGCUACUGAAGCACGGUUGAUGCAAUUAGAGCAUAUGCUUUUCGAUAUGCAUAAUCGCCUCAGCCGGGCCGAGGAGGGAAAUGCAACAUUGAAUUCAAGGUGUCAAGCUAUGGCGGAGAGUAUCAUCAAGUGUCACCAAUGGAGUCAUACGCUAUCCCGGCUGCUGCAAAGAAUGGUGCCUGACCGUGAAAGUUUCUUAUACCGUGAUUUGACCAAUAUGCAAACGGAAUUGGAGAAGCACCUGGACAGUGCUCGAUCUUUUGAACAUCCAGACAUGAGGCUGUUGCACAUACCAAGCGUCGCAGUCGAUUCAGGCCCUCCGUUGUCUCCACGACAAAUGCCGCAAGAUGAUAGUCGACGGCCAUCUAUAAUGGAUACAUCGAGAUCAAAUAUGAUUCGUCCGCCUGUACCCCCUCAUUUGUCCGCCUCGCCCCGUCGUUAUGGCUCAAUUGGAGCAGCAAACUCUUCUCCCAACUACAGCCGCCCUCAGGUCCCGUCUAUAGUUACUCCGCAGCCACCAGUGCCUCAUCCUCUAUCAUCCGCAUCCUCGCCGCCCGGCCCAAAUCUUGCGCGGCGACAUACCUCGGCAGAUAUACGCCAACAUGGAUGGCCGCCACCAGGUAUUUCACCAUUUCCUCUGAACCAGCCGUCCUCACAGGGCCCAUCUCCUUGGUCGCCAUCACCGCUUCGCACACCGACAUCGAGUGACCAACAAGUACGAGAUGUAUUAGCACAGUACGAAAUGGGCGCACCGCGCCGCCUCCAACAAGACAUCUCGCGAAAUGCCACCCCGCCGCUGAAUUCUGACCAGCAGGGUCCUAUAGAUAACGGCUGGGGAUUUGGCGGUCCCAAAUUCCCUCGGCAUGAGUCCUCUUUGCCUGCUACCCGCCGGUCGAGCAUGGCAAGUAACGUACAUUCGCUCCUCAACCCUGCCGAUACUGCCGAAAGACCUGAUGAGGAUCAGCAUGCUGCGGAAGAUCGAAAACGGAAGCGACUCGAGUGA